This is a messenger RNA of Hypoxylon trugodes, 1346 nucleotides long. RefSeq lists its product as uncharacterized. Bases 318 to 1115 code for a protein of 265 amino acids. The transcript has a single exon. The record is from RefSeq and is a predicted model, not a curated record. Lineage: Eukaryota; Fungi; Ascomycota; Sordariomycetes; Xylariales; Hypoxylaceae.
UAUGAAUAUUCAUAAAAUAGCUGUGACUGUGAUACAUAGCACGUAUCAGGAUGUAUCAGGAAAUGUCGGUCAACAAAUACAACACGAAUUCCACCCUCAUUCUCCACAAUACAUCCCUGACAACCUCCCAAAUAUGCGGGGGAUUAACAGAUUGGCGGAUUGGCAGCAAGGAGACCACCUCAUCAUUUCAAUCUUGUAGCCUAUUAAAGAAAAAUAAUCUUUAAGAAUCGAUCAGCUACCGCCUUAUUUAGCAAGCCACGACGCGUUCUCAAUCCCUGAUACUAUUUCUCGCCAUUAAGUCAAGAUAACCCGCGAUCAUGGCGACCUACAACAAUGACGACGAUACCGCGGGUGUUCCCCAAGCACCCGGUGUUGAACACACCGAGUUGCUCUCAUUCCUACAAUACUUCGAAACCCUUUUCUUAAUCGACGACUCCACGCAUAUGAAACGUCAGUGGAGCGAUGUAUCGGCUCUGAUCCAGGCCGUUGCCCCGGUAUGUCUCAAAUACGACGAAAACGGCAUCGAUAUCUAUUUCAUCAACCACCGGCCCAUGCUCUACUUCCCCGGUAUGUCCGUCCGAAAGUCCGGGUAUAACCAUAUCGGCAAGGUCCACAGCGAUACCGGGAAGCGGGACAGCGCGCAGGGAAUCUUCCGAGGCGUUAAGCCCGGCGGAAAAUGUAACCUCGGUUAUCGAUUGGGCAAGUUAUUGUCUUGGUACAUCGAGCAGCUGAAGUUAGAUCCUCAGCGUGCUCCUCUCAAUGUUAUCGUCAUUACGGCCGGGAUAUCAGAUGACGACUUUGCUGCGCCUCUGUUGGAGGCGGCUAAGGAACUCGACGCCAUGAGGGCGCCGGCGCAUCAAUUGGGCGUCAUGUUGUUCCAGUUAGGCGAUGACGAGGAGGCGCGCAAGAAAUUCGAGCAUGCCGAUGAUGAGAUGUGGAAGAAGGCUCGGACGCGCGAUAUCGUCGAUACGGUGGCUUGGAGGGGUUGGCCUGCAGGUUUCGGCUCGGACGAUAUGGUCAAGGCAGUUUUGGGAGCUGUGUCGAAGAAGAUGGAUGGAGCUAAGUCGGCUCUGGCUGGAACAGUACCGCCGGAGCGUCGUGAAACAACAAUUUGAUGUGCCUUGAUAUUGGGCGUAUUGUCAGCGGAUGGGUCACGUAGUGACGAUAAAAAUGUGUCUCCAAUGUAUUAGUGCGAAAAGAGGCAGUGCAGGUAGUAUGCCCUUGUGCGACCACACGAAGUCGGCUCAAGUUGACCCUUCGUAGUGUGUCGCUAGGCAGCGUACAAAUAUUACUGGUUAUCUUCUACAUUAUCCACCCAUGCAUAGCAACGGUGCUAUACACAGAAC